GCGCACUCCGCGAUCACGGUGACGGUUCUGGCAGCACUGAGCAGCAGACAGCAACGCAUCCGUCUUUACGCAGCGCACGAGCGAUGAGCAGAUAACCUGAGCGAGAUGUCCACCCUGAACCGAGCCCGGGAGAGCAGAACUUAAUCUAGGAGUUCUUAUCUGGAACAUUAUUACAUUUUUUUAUGUAAAGAUCUGAUCUGACCAAAAUAUCUCCUUUUUUAUACCCCUUGAAUAACCCCUCUUCCCUUAGUUUCUUUCCUUUUAUUAUUGCCAGUUUGUUUUGAACAACUUUGGUCCUGCCAUGCUGGGGAAAGUGGGGUUGCUUUUUCUCGCCUGCUGUUGGGGGGUGGCCACCACGGAGCCUCAGAAAGCUGCCAAACAAUUCCAGCCAGGAACUUUGGAUUUCGGUUUUGUUCCUUCUGGAGUUUACGAGACGCUCGCCUACUAUGAGCCUGGAGCGAUCGGGAUUCUCUUUCACAUGGUGCACGCUUUCCUGUACGUGGUGCAGCCUAACCCCUUCCCCAAAGAUCUCAUCGUCAAAGUGGCCCUGCAAAGCAUGGGAGAGCUCCAGACGGAAUAUAAGAAGCCAGAGAACGUAGUUCUGUCACUUCAGGCCGUAUACUAUGAGAUAGGGUUUGUGGUGUGUGCGUGCGUGGGGGUGCUGUUUGUGCUGCUGACGCCGCUGGUGGGGCUGUGCUUCUGCAUGUGCCGCUGCUGCGAGAACUGCGGCGGGGAGAUGCACCAGCGCCAGCGCAAGAACGCGGACUGCCAGAGGGGCUUCUUCACCACCGUCCUCAUCGCCACCUCCGUCAUCAUCACAGCUGGCGUGCUGUGCGCUUACGCUGCCAACCAGAACCUCACCAACCAGCUGAAGGGCACCAGGAGGCUGGUCAACGCCAACAUUAAGGACCUCAAGUCCUUCGCCAACGAGACCCCCGCGCAAAUCGACUACCUUACUGCUCAGUACAACACCGCCAAGAACAAAGUCCUGUACGACCUGGACAAUAUUCACCAGCUGCUGGGAGUUAAAAUUCAGGCUCAGCUUGGAAAAGAAGUUCUUCCUGCUCUCGAUGCAGCCCUGAGCAUGGCUUCAGUUAAAGUGGAGAUGGCAAUCAAAGCGAUGCGGGAGACUAAGGAGGCUCUGGAGAACGUGAGCGCUGCUCUGGACACCCUGCAGGGCGGCAGCACUGAGCUGCAGACCCUCCUGAGCAACGUCAGGUCCAGCCUGGGCAACACGCUCAACGACCCGGCCUGCUCCAACGGCGCCGUGUCCCACACCUGCAACACCAUCCGCGGCACGCUCAGCCAGCUGGGCAUCAACGCCGACUUCACUGGGUUGCCUGAAGUGGGUCAGCAGCUGGAGAAUGUGAACAAUGUUCUAAAGACUGACCUCAGCAACAUCGUUCAAAAGGGGUAUUCCUCGUUUAACAACACUCCCAGCAUGGUAAAAGAACAGACCAGGGGUGUGGUUCUAGGGGUCAAAGGCGUGCUCGACACCAUCGGGGGAAACAUCACCGCCUUCGCCAAAAUGUUCGCCAUCCAGGACUCCCUGGCCAACUUCACCCUUUUCCUUACAGAGAAGCAGAUGAUGAUGGAGGCCUUCUACCCACAGAUCGACCAGAUGGACUUUUACAGGUGGGUCGGCUGUGUGGUGGUAUGCUGUAUGGUGGUGCUCAUCCUUGCGUUCAACUUCCUGGGUAUACUGUGCGGAAGCUGCGGUUACGACAAACACGCCACCCCCACCACCCGCGGCUGCCUGUCCAACACCGGCGGCAUCCUCCUCAUGGCUGGAGUUGGCUUCAGCUUCAUCUUCUCCUGGGUGCUGAUGGCCUUGGUCACUACCACCUUCGUCGUCGGGGGCAACGUGGAGAAGCUAGUCUGUGAGCCUUAUGAGACCAGACAGCUUUUCAAGGUCAUGGACACUCCGUACAUGGUGAACCCCAAAGCACGAAACAUCCUCCCAACCAUGCUUUUCGGCAAACCGGACCUGGACCUCACCAUAGAGAGCGUUUACAGGAGCUGCAAAGAAAACAGAGGCCUCUACUCUGCGCUGAAAUUGGACAAUCUCUUCAAUGUGCACACGUUCUUGAAUAUCAGUGUGUACACCAAGGAUCUGACUAAACUGUUCAACGAGGUGAAGGUGGACUUCCGGGGGAUUGUGUUGCUGGAGGCCGCGGGGAGGGAGAACCUCAUGCAGUUUGCCAACACAGGCGUCGGGGGCAUCAACUACGCUGCUUACCUGGCUGAGGUAAACAAAGGUGUGACACUGGUGGACCUGCUGUCAUUUGCCAAUGAGUUGGAGGCUCAAGCAGACCAGCUGCCGCGAGGAGCGUUGGAGAACGCGCUGAAGGGACACGCCAGCAGCAUCCGCCAGAUCCACAGCCUGCAGGUGGUCCCCAUGGAGCAGGCCAUGAAAUUUGUUCGAGCGAGGAGCACUCUGAAUCAGAGCAUUCGGCAGCUUCAGAGAUCUGCUUCUACCCUGCCGGACACGAUCAACGAUGUGCUGAGCGCCAUCAACGCAGCGGAAUACCUCAUCAGCCAGAACGCAUCGUUCGUGGUCCAGCAGGAAACCCUGAAGUACAUGCAGAACGUCGGGGGGUACUUCAGACAGUACAUGGACUGGGUCAAAACCUCACUGGAUAUGGAAGUUGCACCCUGCAAGCCCCUCAGUAACAUUCUGGACAGCAUGGAGAUUGUGGCCUGCAGCUUCAUAGUGGACUCAUUGAACACCUUCUGGUUUGGCCUCGGCUGCUGUGCGAUUUUCCUCGUCCCCAGUAUAAUAUUCUCGGUGAAGCUGGCGAAAUUCUACCGCAGGAUGGACACGGAGGACGUUUACGAUGAUGGCACGGAGAACUGGAGCUGAAGCGCAGCCGAUGAUGAAUAUCUGGAAGCUUCCAGAAUUUGGACCAAAGAAGCUCCUGCUCUUAUUCAGCCUGCAGAACAGUCCGCACGUUCCUGGAACUUCACCUCCACCUGGUUAACUCAUCACGUCCACCUGGCUAACAUCAUCUUCACCUGGUCCAAAUACAGCAGCUCCGCCACCCAAAUCUCAGCCGUUUUUUACUUCACUUCUCAUGCAAAAUCAUUUGUUUUUUUUUUUAACGGAGUCGUUUUUUCUAGAUGUGUGAUGUUUGGGUAAAGAAACUUGAAACUUAUUAUAAUAGCACUCUCCUUGGCAACAUGAUACAUGAUACAUCUCAAAUCGUAAUUGUCUAUGAAACCUCAUUUCUCAAAUAUAAGUUACAUAUGCAGGUCAGCUAUUAUGUACAUUUUAUAUGCUUUCAAAACUUUGGAAGUUUUAUAUAUUUUUUGUGAAUAUUUGUUUUAUAAACCAUGUUGUUAGUUUUUUCUUCCUUGCGCAUGUGUUGGGGACUCAGUCACUGGCUUUUACAGGAAUAGAGGUGAAUUUUUGUUUUUACGGGUGAAAAUUCACUACAUGGGAAUAGAUAAUUUCCCCUCUUAUGCAGCUACAAAAAUGAAUGUUCUGGCUGUGUUGGAAUGGGCAUAUACAGUUAAAUGCAGUUAGCCAAUCAAACUGUCGUAGGCUCAGGAGUGAUGCCGUCUGUGGGUGGUGCCAAUUUGGGGAGGCUGUGUGUAAAUUGUGCUUAUAUUACACUGGUUAAUAAUACUACACCAAAUAAUAUUACACUGGAUAUUAUUACACUGGGUAAUAUUACUACACUAAAUAAUAUUACACUGGUUAUUAUUACACUGGGUAAUAUUAAAGUGGACAAUAUUAUGCUGGGUAGUAAUACACUGGGUGAUAGUACUCUUGGUAAUAUUACACUUGGUUAUAUUACCCUGGGUAUUAUUACACUGGGUAAUAUUACAUAUACAGACUCCCUGAAGAUACCAUGGCAUCCGUAUGCUUCUGCAGGUGUUCUGUGUCCGCAGUUAUAACCUGUCCCUUUGACUGUUAAAGACCUCAGCUAAUGUUUUUUACACCAGUGUAAAAAAAAUAGGCUUUUGUUAUAAAGUUGGACGCGUGUAGGAAUGCCCAGCUUGUGAAAUAGCUCUUUACGAGGUGUGGUGUUAGCUUACACUGGGGAAGUGUACCAUUGGACAACUCGAGGUGUAAAAAUUGUGAAUUAAAAAAAGUCAAAAUUUUCCAGUUC
This is a messenger RNA of Anguilla rostrata (American eel), 4115 nucleotides long. RefSeq names its product prominin-1-A-like. The coding region runs from base 302 to 2863 and encodes 853 amino acids. The transcript is spliced from 27 exons. NCBI's taxonomy places the organism in Eukaryota, Metazoa, Chordata, Actinopteri, Anguilliformes, Anguillidae. The record is from RefSeq and is a predicted model, not a curated record. Gene Ontology annotation, molecular function: cholesterol binding. Gene Ontology annotation, cellular component: microvillus; cell surface; prominosome.